AUGAUUGAACAUAUUCGCAGCAAGUUGCAACAGUGGUUUCAUGACCGACGUGAAGAAUCCCAAAAUUGCAUGAGUGUACUAGCUCCGGCACAAGAAGAUCGACUAUUCAAAACUCUGGAAGUGGCAAAAGCUCUAUUUGUGGAACCACUAGAUCAAUUUCACUUCUCCAUGAGAUGCGGGCGUAAUGUUGGAUACAUUGUAGAAUUGAAUGACAAUACCUGCACGUGUAGAAAAUUUCAGUUGGAAAGUUUUCCAUGUGCACAUGCUGUCGCAGUGGCUAUGUAUAGAGGAUUUCCACCACACAGCUUGUGCAGUCAUUAUAUGACUGAUUUUUGGAGAGCAGCGUAUGCCGAAACUAUAUUUCCUCUACCAAAUGAAGUCGAGUG
Molecule: messenger RNA, 386 nt
Organism: Olea europaea var. sylvestris
Lineage: Eukaryota; Viridiplantae; Streptophyta; Magnoliopsida; Lamiales; Oleaceae
Exons: 1
Molecular function (GO): zinc ion binding
Source: RefSeq, a predicted model, not a curated record